Carassius gibelio (silver crucian carp) is the source of this 7741-nucleotide messenger RNA. RefSeq lists its product as uncharacterized. Gene Ontology annotation, biological process: proteolysis; DNA integration. Gene Ontology annotation, molecular function: aspartic-type endopeptidase activity; zinc ion binding; nucleic acid binding. The coding region runs from base 1356 to 6800 and encodes 1814 amino acids. The record is from RefSeq and is a predicted model, not a curated record. The transcript has 3 exons. NCBI's taxonomy places the organism in Eukaryota, Metazoa, Chordata, Actinopteri, Cypriniformes, Cyprinidae.
AGUGGUAAAAAGUAUAGUAAUUUAUUUCUCCCUUUGCAUCGUUAAACUUAUUGUAUUUUUAUUUUCUGUUUUCUGUAAAUUACUAAGUCAGAAGAAACAGUUAAUAUCUGCAUUUUUCCUUGAGUCGUCAGUAGGUGGUGCUGUUUGCAUUAUGCAUGGGAAAUGCGCAUGUGCUGUUUUCAGAUCUUUUUGGGUGAUGUGCAGGGAGCAACGUUGGGGAGAUGUGCACUCUCUGUAAUCAGUGACAUAUUUAAGACCAUCCAAGGUACAGCAUUUUGUUGAGGAUUUCAGCCCUCAUAAAGUGAAUGUGAGGUGUAAAGUAGGAGCUCAUCAUUUUGUGAGUGUUAUCUUUUUAUUUUUCACAAAUUAUAUGUAAGUGGGUAAUAUUUCCAUGUUCUUAUUAUGCUUUGUUUAUUUUGUAUAGUAUUCCCACUGCCGUAUUGUACCGUGUAGUACCACAUGUGAUUUUAGUGUGGUAGUUUCUCUGUAGCGUCUCACAACAUUUUGUUGUUGUGGUAUUCCUUUUGUAUUUAAUUAUUUAACUUUUGUAUCUUUGUGUGGCGGCUGUAUUUUUACUGGGCCGUGUUUGCGAUGGUUAAGAGUUUGUUUCUGCUUAUAGCAGUUGGAUUGUGGAACAAUCUGUUGAACAUUAGGAAUAAUUAUACACUGAGAAAUAUAGAGCUGUGAGAUUUAAACUUUAUUCCCAGCUCUUUGUAUCCUUCUCUGUUUUUUUUUUGUUCCGUCUAUUUUCAAAAAUAGAUAUUUAACUUUUUUUCUUUGUUUCCGGUCUAUUUUGAGCCGGAACGGUUUCUUGUACACUCUUGUUAAACAUUUCAGAACAUGUCAUUCUUUUGAAAAUACUAAAUGAAUAAACUACAAAGUAAGUAAACCCGCUAAAAGUGUUUCUGGUGGUCAAUUAAAUUCCCCGGUCACACAUUUUUGGUACCAGGAGUGGGGUAGUUUAUUCAGUUUGAUUUGUUUGUGAUGAGCGACGUGUUUUGUCGGGCAAUACGGCAGUGGUGAAUAAUUUUGCAGAGGCAGUGGACGUCCAGAGCGUGGAGGAUUGCGGUUGUGGACGUGGUGAUCGACGUUGGAUUGAUCGGGUUUACGGGGUGCCAGGUGUGACGACUGCUCAGAAGACUGGUCCAGGUUGACGUGAUUCCUUCUGUCAAGUGUGCAGCGUAGCUUCCAGGAUUUAACGGAUCCAUCCAAGAACUGUGUAUCAGUGCGAGGGCGUCUGAGGUACUGGAAAGGACUGGGAAGUUUGGACGAGUUUUACACCAAGGACAUUUAUAUUCGACUGAGUUGUUCAUCCUGAGUUAUUUUUAUUUUAUUUUGACCUGCUUGUGUAAGAAAUGUCAGACACUGACGAACUGCCUGCAGGGGGGGUAGAUGUCCCUGUUGAGGGGGCUGUGGGUAAUGAUGUUAUAGAGCAAAUGAGAGGUCAAAUUCAAGAGUUAAGAGAUUGGAGGGAUGAUGCUCUGGCCAAUAGGGCAGUUGGUGGGGGUAAUUCAACUCGCUCUUAUAUUUAUGUCCCUCGUGAACGUCAGAUUCAACCCUUUUGCGGGGAGUACAACAAAGAUGGGAGGUCUGUAGAAGAGUUUAUUGAGGAGGUAGAAAGGGUUCUACGGGCCAGAGAUCAAACCCAGGAAGAACAGUUGGACUUUAUUAUUUCACAUCUGAGGGGGCCCGCACUUGAAGAGGUGCGUUUAUGUGUGGGAAACCAGUCCAGACAGGCCAGUGAUUUGUUUGCAUUCCUACGGGAAGCGUUUGGAGAACGGCGUAGCGGGACACAAUUGUUGCAGAUGUUUUACAAUCGCAAACAAUUGGAGGGGGAAGACCUUCGAAAUUACUCUCAUGCUCUCUCUCGCCUAUUAAGCUCUGUCACAAAACAGUCCCCAGGUGGUCUGGCUAAUGAGCAGGGAAUUUUACGUGAUCAGUUUGUGGAGGGUGUGCGAGAUGCUGCAUUAAGGCGAGAGCUGCGUAAAACAAUCAGAGAAAAGCCCCAGUUGACCCUGCUUGAGAUACGUAAUGAAGCCAUUCUUUGGUCAAUGGAAGAGAGCAGGCCGAUUAGAGUUGCAAAUAAUCGACCCAUCCAUUCAGAAGUUCUGAGUGAAACUAAGGAUAAUGCUGCCGGGUCUGAGGCUCAAACAUCCACUGUGUUAAAUGAUAUUUUACAAGUGAUUACACGGCAGGACAAGCGAAUAAGUGAGCAAGAGCAAACCAUUUCAGAGCUCACUAAGGCGGUAAAGGAGUUGACUGCACAACGAUCAGUGUCAGUUCCGCAAAAUUUUGUGCCCUCGUCAAAGUCUCCUCCCAGGUUUACAGAGGAGGGAGAACCUAUCUGUUUCCGAUGCAAUGAGGUUGGGCAUAUUGCUAGGCGCUGCACUAUGAGACAGGGUGGGAGACCCAAGAGUACUCCCAGGACCAAUGAAAGGCAAGAAAACCCAGGUCCUUCCAUGGCGCUGAGUCAGGCAACGCAAGGGGCAGUGUCUGGUUCACCGCCUGAGGGAACCAGUCGAGAUAGGUUCCUUGAACGAGCAGUUGGAACGUGCCCUAUGGUGGACUUGAAAAUCAGGGGUGUGAUAGUGUCAUGUCUGCUCGACACUGGUAGUCAGGUUAGUACCAUCACAGAGGGAUUCUUCCGAGAGCAUCUGUUUGGUAAUGAGAGUGAUGUGUUGUCAACUUCAGGUUGGCUGAAGAUCACAGCAGCCAACGGUUUAGACAUUCCUUAUUUGGGUUACAUGGAGCUGGACGUGGAGGUUAUGGGGAUGACUUUGCCUGAGUGUGGCUUCUUGAUUGUUAAAGAAACUCCUAGUCCAUCGUCUAUGGCUGUGCUUAUAGGAAUGAACAUUAUUAGUAAGUGCCGACAGAUUGUUCACGCUGAAUUUGACACUGCAUUAGGUGGGAGACUAGACUCCAACUGGAGGGUAGCCUUCCAGCAGGCCCAAUCGGUUGAGUUAGUGGAGCGAGUUUCAUUCGCUCGUGUCGCAGGUAAGACUCCUGCCCAUGUGCCUGCUUGGUCUGCAGCCACUGUCCUGAUCAAGGGUGUGGAAUCUGGAAAAAAAAGGGAUGGCUCUGCAUGGUUGGUUGAACCAGUGAACACACCCUUGCCAGGAGGUUUGGUUGUAGUACCUACCUUGGUCACAUCAGAGUUACCUUUGUGUCCAGUGAGAGUACUUAACCUGUCUCAGGAAGACCUUUGGCUUCAGCCCAGAGCUCGUUUGGGUAUGGUGUCUCUGAUAGAUGGUAGCACUGCGGGUUCAUCCUGCGAAGUGAAGUUUCAGCGAAUCUCCGCAGACACAGAACGGGUCACUGUUGGUGUCGGUCAGUGUUCUGAACCCCCCAUCCAAUCGGUCUUGGAUCAUGUCGACAUGGGAGGCACGCCUGAACAGCAGGUUCAGCUAAAAGCGGUUCUUGAGAAGUAUUUAGGUGUAUUUGCUUUGGACGAUGAUGAUCUAGGUUAUACAGAUAAGGUUCAACACGAGAUACAUUUGACUGAUGACGUUCCGGUGAAUCAGCCUUAUCGACGCAUUCCACCCAAUCAAUACCAAGAGGUUAGAGAGCAUAUCACAAAGUUACUGAAGAAGGGUGUCAUUCAAGAGAGUGUGAGUGCUUAUGCCUCGCCAGUGGUAUUAGUUCGCAAAACCGAUGGGUCACUACGUUUGUGCGUAGAUUAUAGGAAGCUCAAUGCAAAGACAAGGCGUGAUGCAUUUCCGCUACCUAGAAUUGACGAGAGCUUUGAUGCCCUCCGGGGAGCAAAGUUUUUCUCAACUGUGGACUUGGCCUCUGGUUAUCAUCAGAUUGCGGUGAGUGACCGGGAUAGAGCCAAGACGGCAUUCACGACACCCUUUGGUUUAUUUGAGUACCGGAGGAUGCCGUUUGGGGUCUGUAAUGGACCGUCGACCUUUCAGCGGCUUAUGCAAGCUGUCAUGAGCGAUCUGAUCUUUCAGGUGUUGAUAGUGUACUUAGAUGACAUCUUGUUGUUUUCACAAACAUUUGAAGAACAUCUAGAAAGACUGGAGAUGGUGCUGAAGCGGUUGGCAGAGACUGGUUUAAAGGUGAAGCUAGGGAAGUGUCGAUUUCUCCAAGACACUGUGCGCUUCCUUGGUCAUCAGGUGUCAGUGCAGGGGAUUUCACCUGACCCUGACAAGGUUGCUGCAGUUAGUAAUUGGAAGAUCCCGGAGAAUGUCAAGGAGUUGAGGUCAUUUCUGGGGUUCUGCAGCUAUUAUAGGAAGUUUAUUGAGGGAUUUUCAAAGAUAGCUGGACCCUUACAUGACCUGGUAAAUUUUUGUCUGAGGGAAGGCAGGUGUGCCAGAAGUGGUCGUCACUUUAGUACUCUGUGGUCUAGUGAAUGUGAUUGUGCAUUCAAUCAGUUAAAGGAUAGACUGACAAUAGCCCCGGUACUUGGUUUCGCAGAUUUCAGUUGCUCUUUCAUCCUUGAAACAGACGCGAGCCAGAAUGGGUUAGGUGCCAUCUUAUAUCAGAAACAGGGUGAUGAGAAGCGGGUCAUUGCGUACGCCAGCCGUAGGUUGCGUAAUGCAGAGAAAAAUGAUCGCAACUACAGUAGCAUGAAGCUCGAGCUACUGGCCCUCAAGUGGGCAGUAGUUGAGAAGUUUCGUGGCUAUUUACUUGGGUCCUGGUUUGAAGUGAUCACAGAUAAUAAUCCGCUCUGUCACUUGCAAACCGCCAAGUUAGGAGCGAUUGAGCAGAGGUGGGUAGCACAGCUUUCUGUCUUCAAUUUCGAGGUGAAAUACAGACCGGGAAAGAGUAAUGCUGCAGCCGAUGCGCUGUCUAGGCAGGAGUUUGCAGGGGAGCCUGAAUCUGAUCCGGACGCUGACUGGAAUGAGUGUAUAGCGAUUUGCAGUGUGAUUAGUCGGGGUACAGCCUUGGGACCUGAACUCGCAUUUAAGGGUGUUGAGUGCGCCAGGUUGAGGCAGAUCCGUGCAUUGGAGGCUGGAGAACAAGCUGGCACUGGUCUCCAAGGAAACACUCAUACACUCCCUGGCUAUACUAGGGAACAGCUGGUUGAGUUUCAGAAAAGCGACCCUGUUCUGAGAGAAUUUAGAAGAUUCUGGGACAAGAAAAUGAGACCAGUGCACCCAGAAAGAAAGUCGUUAUCUAAGUCAGCGAAGUGUCUUCUGAAGCAGUGGAGUUUUAUCAGAGAACGUAAUGGGUUACUGUAUCGGGUAGUAGAUUUUUCUUCUGAGGAGAGCUGUUGGCAGUUGUUGUUGCCAGCGUGUUUGAAAGAGCGAGUGCUGCUGAGUGUGCAUGACGAUAUGGGGCACCAGGGCAUUGAACGGACUGUGGGGUUGUUGAAGCAGAGAUGUUUUUGGUCUGGUAUGUAUGAAGAUGUGGAGGAAUGGGUAAAGAAGUGUCAACGGUGCAUCCUCACAAAGAUGCCGCAGCCCAAAGUCCGUGCCCCUGUGAGAGCAUUUUUGGCUUCCAGGCCCCUUGAAGUAAUUGCGGUGGACUUUACUGUCCUAGAGCCUGCUUCUGACGGGCGUGAAAAUGUUCUGGUUGUCACAGAUGUUUUCACAAAGUUUACACAGGCAUUUCCCACCAAAGAUCAAAAGGCCGAUACCACAGCAAAGGUCUUGUUGAAGGAGUGGUUUAUGAAGUAUGGCGUCCCGGAGAGGUUGCACUCCGAUCAAGGCAGAAAUUUUGAAAGUGAGGUAAUCGCUGAGCUGUGCAGACUCUAUGGGGUGAAAAAGACCCGUACAACCCCUUAUAGGCCGCAGGGAAAUGCCCAAUGUGAACGAUACAACAGAACGCUCCACAACCUGUUACGUACACUACCCCCGGAACGGAAACGGCGUUGGCCUGAGUACUUGCCAGAGUUAGUCCAUGCAUAUAAUGUGACGCCACAUGCUACUACCGGUUUUUCCCCUUAUUAUCUUCUUUUUGGGGUACAGCCACAUCUGCCCAUUGAUGCAUUGCUGGGUGGUGAGGAAGUCUCUGAGGGGAAGCAAGACUGGUUAUCUGUUCAUCAGGAGAGGCUGAGGUAUGCCCAUGAGAAAGCUAGGGAGUACUCAGAGGAAAAAGCUCUAGAGAGAGUGACUCGUUUGAAUGAGAAGGCAUUUUGUCCCCAGGUCGGUGUGGGCGAGUUGGUGUAUUUGCGUCAGCGGUUUCCAGGCAGGAACAAGAUUCAAGAUGCCUGGAGCCCAAUUGUGUACCGAGUAGUGGAAGUAAUAGGCACGACUUACACUGUGGAACCUUUAGAGGGAGGGCCCUCAAAAAAGGUUCACCGGUCAGAGUUGCGUCCAGGUGCUGUGCCUACUCCUAGGCCUAGGAGUAGGGACAGAUCUCAGCCAGAUACACAGCAGGUUACCAUGGUUGAGAAUGACACUUCUGAGCCAGAUUUUGUGGUCGUAGAGGAGGUGGUGCAACCUUCUGUAAGAGGGGCCACCAACAUUCAAGUUAACUCAGAGGCACCCGGUACUUUGGGUAGCUCUGAAGGUAACCAAGUACCAGUAUCAUCUGACACUGGUAGAGAUUUUGCAGAAUCUGAUGGUGUGGCCUUAAAUGCAGAGGUUGCAGAUGAGGUUAUUCGGUCUCUAGGUUUUGAAACUGGUGAAAUGUGUGACAGAGUUCAGAGAGAAGUACCCGUUCCAGCUGUGCGCAGAAGUAAGCGUGCAACUGCUGGUGUUCACACAAAUCCUUUCCAUGCACCUAGGUCUGCUUGUAAUGCAGUAAGUGUCAGCACAGAUAUGGUGUCGCAAGUGCUGACCAGUAUUGGCACUGCGUUGUUUGAGAAGGCAUUACGAGGUGCCAUGAAUACUGAAUUUAUUACUGAGUGAGUCAUCGAGGACGCUGACUUAUUGCAGGGGAGAAUGUAACCGAGUGGUAAAAAGUAUAGUAAUUUAUUUCUCCCUUUGCAUCGUUAAACUUAUUGUAUUUUUAUUUUCUGUUUUCUGUAAAUUACUAAGUCAGAAGAAACAGUUAAUAUCUGCAUUUUUCCUUGAGUCGUCAGUAGGUGGUGCUGUUUGCAUUAUGCAUGGGAAAUGCGCAUGUGCUGUUUUCAGAUCUUUUUGGGUGAUGUGCAGGGAGCAACGUUGGGGAGAUGUGCACUCUCUGUAAUCAGUGACAUAUUUAAGACCAUCCAAGGUACAGCAUUUUGUUGAGGAUUUCAGCCCUCAUAAAGUGAAUGUGAGGUGUAAAGUAGGAGCUCAUCAUUUUGUGAGUGUUAUCUUUUUAUUUUUCACAAAUUAUAUGUAAGUGGGUAAUAUUUCCAUGUUCUUAUUAUGCUUUGUUUAUUUUGUAUAGUAUUCCCACUGCCGUAUUGUACCGUGUAGUACCACAUGUGAUUUUAGUGUGGUAGUUUCUCUGUAGCGUCUCACAACAUUUUGUUGUUGUGGUAUUCCUUUUGUAUUUAAUUAUUUAACUUUUGUAUCUUUGUGUGGCGGCUGUAUUUUUACUGGGCCGUGUUUGCGAUGGUUAAGAGUUUGUUUCUGCUUAUAGCAGUUGGAUUGUGGAACAAUCUGUUGAACAUUAGGAAUAAUUAUACACUGAGAAAUAUAGAGCUGUGAGAUUUAAACUUUAUUCCCAGCUCUUUGUAUCCUUCUCUGUUUUUUUUUUGUUCCGUCUAUUUUCAAAAAUAGAUAUUUAACUUUUUUUCUUUGUUUCCGGUCUAUUUUGAGCCGGAACGGUUUCUUGUACACUCUUGUUAAACAUUUCAGAACAUGUCAUUCUUUUGAAAAUACUAAAUGAAUAAACUACAAAGUAAGUAAACCCGCUAAAA